AUGGCGCUCGUCCUCUUCCACCUCCCCACGCUGGUGCUCAACCACACCGCCACCCUACUCUACCCGCUCUACGCGUCCUACAAGGCCGUCACCGCCCAGUCCAGGCGCACCUCCUCCGUCUCGAGCUACAACUGGUCCGUCCGUGGCCCCGACGUUCCUCCGCCGUCCAUCGAUACCGCCGAUGACGCCGGCAAUGGCACCGAGCUGGCAGAGAUGGAGCACUGGUUGAUUUACUGGUCCGUCUUUGCCUGCCUCGCCCUCGCCGAGGGCACCUUUGGCUGGACGUGGCGCUGGCUCCCCUUUUACUGGGAGAUCCGUCUCCUCUUCAACCUCUGGCUCGUCCUGCCCCAGACCCGCGGCGCAACCUGGCUCUACGUCAACCAUCUCCACCCUUUCCUCCAGGGCCAGGAGGACAACAUCGACCGCAUCGUCGACGACGCCAAGGCCAGGAUCCGAACCGAGACUCGCGGCCUCCUGGGAAAGGUGCUCGGUGGCGUCUUUGCCGUCCCAGGACCGAUGCAAGACCCUCUCGGCGCGGCACCACCACCUCAGCAGCAGCAGCAGCAGCAGCAGCAUGCACCUGCCUCGGCGGGCGGCAUCUGGGGCGGCGCACCUCCUUCGCAUGCACCGCCCGGCAAUGCGGGAUCGGCGCCUCCGCCGACGCAUCUCGGAUCCCUCUUUGGCAAGCUGGCGCCCUAUGCGGCCGCAGGGGCCGCCUCUUGGCUCGCCAAGGCCAACGCAUCUGCCUCGUCUGGCCAGCAGCGAUCGCACUCGACACGCGCCGCGGCGCUGCAGACAGACCUGGACCUGCAGAAUCGCGCCCUGUCUGACCUCCGCGACGCAGAGGGCAUCGCGGCCGAACCUCAACGCACGCUGCGACGCGCCCAGGCGCUCGCGCGCAAGCGACAGCUCGAACAGCAGCUCGCCCACCUCAACGGCCUCGACGGUGGCGGCGGCGGCGACUCGACGACCGAGAGCGGCGAGAGCGACGACCUAGGCCCGCCAAAGGCAGGCGGCGGACCCAAUGCCGCCGCCGCCGCCGCCGUCGCGGGUAUCCGGAAGAGGUACCCGAGCGUCCUGGGCGAGAGCUAUGAUUUCCUCGAGGGCAGCGACACCAACGCUGGUGCCAGUGGCUCGCCCCGCGUCGAGGGCGAGAGAAAGGCGAGCAGCCAGGAGAAGUGGGCCGGAUGGAUCGGCAGGAACCUCUCGUGA
Pseudozyma flocculosa PF-1 is the source of this 1212-nucleotide messenger RNA. RefSeq lists its product as uncharacterized. The transcript has a single exon. Lineage: Eukaryota; Fungi; Basidiomycota; Ustilaginomycetes; Ustilaginales; Ustilaginaceae. The coding region runs from base 1 to 1212 and encodes 403 amino acids. The record is from RefSeq and is a predicted model, not a curated record.